This is a messenger RNA of Anopheles stephensi (Asian malaria mosquito), 2604 nucleotides long. Its product is annotated as acetyl-coenzyme A transporter 1. NCBI's taxonomy places the organism in Eukaryota, Metazoa, Arthropoda, Insecta, Diptera, Culicidae. The coding region runs from base 323 to 1930 and encodes 535 amino acids. Gene Ontology annotation, molecular function: acetyl-CoA transmembrane transporter activity. The record is from RefSeq and is a predicted model, not a curated record. Gene Ontology annotation, cellular component: membrane. The transcript has 4 exons.
ACAACAAACAAAUAAAUUCUCUCGCUCUCUUCUCCGUUUUCCACGUACUAUCAUCGUGCUGCAACUGCAACAUUACCCUUUUUACUUCCGAUUUUCUGUGUGAACGCCGACAUAGCGUUAAGAAUGCUAGACACAUUCUUCCCUUGGCUGGUCUGUGUUAAUACUGUUGUACUUGGUUAAGUGAACAGGGAUUCCAAAACCUUUUUCGCUACCGGUCGGUCAGCAUCGAAAGACAGCCGAAGCGAGCGAACGGAACUUCUUAAAGGCCAUCGUUUUUUUUUCUAUUUAAUACACCCCGGCGAGGCGCGUGUAGUUUCAUAGAAUGAGCAACAGACGCAAAAAAACCGAUCGAGCCGAUCAUGAAACGCUCCUGCCGCCGGGUGACGAUGACGAGAAGCACGAAAAAAGUGACCUGCUAGGCGACCGGAGCAACAUUGCCAUACUGGUUUUUCUCUACCUGCUGCAAGGCAUUCCGAUUGGAUUGGCCUCGGCCAUACCGAUGCUGCUACAGAAUCGUGGUGCUAGCUACAAGCAGCAGGCCGAAUUCAGUUUCGCUCACUGGCCCUUCAGCCUAAAGCUACUAUGGGCUCCGAUAGUGGAUUCACUGUUUUGGAAACGGUUCGGGCGGCGGAAGUCGUGGCUCAUCCCUACCCAAUAUCUGAUCGGCAUAUUUAUGCUGAUUCUAUCGCUGCACGUGAACCGAUGGUUGGGUGCGGAAAGCAGCUACACCACCGAUGAGCAUUCCAACGUUGAGAGCGGCAGCACACUCAACAUUCCGCUGCUAAGCUUCAUCUUCUUCAUGCUAAACUUCCUGGCCGCUACCCAAGACAUUGCGGUAGACGGUUGGGCCCUGACGAUGCUGAAACGCUGCAACGUGGGUUACGCUUCGACGUGUAACAGUGUCGGUCAGACGGCUGGCUACUUUCUCGGAUACGUUGUCUUUAUGGCACUGGAAUCGGCCGAAUUUUGUAACAGCUAUCUGCGCUCCGAACCCGCGCCCGAGGGUCUGGUGAAUCUGUCCGGAUACCUUUGGUUCUGGGGGUUGGUGUUUAUAGUCACGACCACGCUGGUGGCGCUCGGCAAACGUGAGCUUGCCCCUAGCAUCGAUCGCGGGCACGAGGAGCAUCUGGAGCUGGACAUUAAGCAAACCUAUCGUCUGCUGCUCGAUAUAAUGAAGAUGAAACCGAUCCUAACGCUGGUAGCGAUACUGCUAACGGCAAAGGCCGGUUUUGCAGCGUGCGAUGCCGUUACCUCGCUGAAGCUGAUCGACGCAGGUGUCCCGAAGGAUAAGCUAGCAUUGCUCGUAGUUCCGCUUGUUCCGCUGCAAAUAGUGUUACCGCUAGCGAUCAGCAAGUACACGGCUGGCACACGACCGAUGGAAGUGUAUCUGAAGGCGAUCCCGUACCGGAUAGCACUAACGUUAACGGCGGCCGGUAUCGUGUGGAUCACGCCGGCCAUCAUACACGAUCACCAGGUACCGUACUAUUACUACAUCCUGCUGCUAGUGAACUACGGGCUGUAUCAGAUCGCACUGUACAGCAUGUUUGUGGCCGUGAUGGCGUUUUUCGCUCGCAUAAGCGAUCCCGCCGUCGGUGGCACCUACAUGACGCUGCUGAACACGCUCAGCAACCUCGGCGGGAAUUGGCCAACGACGGUGGUACUGUGGUUGGUCGAUUACGUCACGUGGAGACGGUGCUCGAACGCGGCCAGCAAUGAUUGUUCAGAUGCAGCUUUAAAAGAGACUUGCAUCGCUGGUGGUGGUCAGUGCACGAUCACGAUCGAUGGGUAUUAUGUAGAGAUAUUUAUUUGCCUCCUGUACGGGCUCCUCUGGUACCGGUGGGGCAGUAGCAAAAUUCGUCAGCUACAGGAACUUCCGCUCAAAGCGUGGCGCGUAGCGCGCCAGGUUCACCACCGUGCGCAUAGCAGCUAGCAAUUAAUGCAACUAAUAUGACAAUUCCAUUUUUAUUCGGUGCUUUAAGCGACGAGGGUAAGACGAACUGAUACACAAACAAGCGAAUCCGGCGCCGCUGGAACGUGUGGCGCGCGCAGGGUUUUAGGAAAUGUUUUUUUUUUUUUUAUUAUAUAUAUAAUUUAAACACAAAUCGCCAAGCGGUCGUUGUUGUCGACGUGUAAUGGAGGAGUGGAAGAAAAAGGCGCCAUGGUAACGAUUUUAUAAUAGCCCACCUGAUUGCUUUGUCAGAAAACAGAAAACGCACAAAGUCGUUCUCGUUUCUCCCGGAUGCGAGUGGAGAACAGCACGAUACAAUGAAUAUCGUAGUUCGUUGUUUGCUCUUUAUUUGUUUAGUUAUUCGUUUGUUUCUGUUAGUUUAGAUGCGCUUUCAUUCCCACCCUUACAGUUAGACGGGGAAGUAGUAAUGGACAUUCUUUUUCGUGCUUCAUCAUACAACUACAACUGAGAUGUGUGUAUUUAUCGUAGUACCAAAGCUAGACUACUGCGAUCCGUUUCUAUGGAACACGACACGAAGGAGUACUGGAGAACAAAGCACACAUAUGUUUUAUAAUUAUGUUUGUGUACACGGGGGAAACAAAAAUAAAAAAAAAACAACACAAAAAUACAGUGUGCAAGUAUUUUACCAUCGCAAA